CUCCCUCUCUCUCUCUGUCUGCGUUAAGGCCUGAGUGAAACCAUGCAGUCCUCUGUUCUCAGCGUCGCUUUGCUCUCGUUUCUACCAUUUUUCAUCGCCACGCAUUUUAAAGGAGUUUCUGCUGACGGGAGCGGGAAAGGAUUUGGAGACCACAUCCACUGGAGAGGUCUGGAGGAUGGAAAGAAAGAGGCUGAGGCAAGUGGCUUGCCUGUUAUGGUCAUCAUCCACAAGACCUGGUGCGGUGCUUGUAAAGCGCUGAAACCCAAGUUUGCUGAAUCUAAGGAAAUCUCAGAACUGGCUCACAACUUUGUCAUGGUUAACCUGGAGGAUGAAGAGGAGCCCAAAGAUGAUGCUUUCAGCCCAGAUGGAGGUUACAUUCCCAGGAUACUGUUUCUAGAUCCCAGCGGUAAAGUCCACCCUGAGAUCACAAACAAGAACGGAAACCCAAACUACAAGUUCUUCUACAGUAAUGCAGACCAAGUUGUAACCAGCAUGAAGGAAGCUCAGGAGAAGCUGACUGGAGAUGCUUUCAGAAAGGCUCACAUUGGUGAUGAGCUGUGAGAAGUUCAGCCGUUACACUACAUCACUUUCAAACCACUCUUUGCACUGGGGCCAGCCCAAACCCUCAAUCUCCUUCAACUCCUCAUUUUAUUCUGUUUAUGUGGUCCACUAUUUCAGAACCCUUCAAAACAAGUGCAGUCACACUCCACCUCUUCCAUGUUCAAUGCUUUCAGUUGCUGCUGCUGUUAUUAUUGCCAGUUAAAAGUACCAGUUGUCCGUUAAAUGGCAUCAAAUUGAACCAAAGCGUUAAUAAUUAUUCGUAGUUUAUAUGUCCAGGAUGCAAAUGGGAUUUGUUCACAUGGUUCAGAAUGGGAUUUCUGCUGCGGUUCUGUUUGUUAGACCUUCUUGUAUGUGUUAAGUUGACCUCAGAGCAAUAUGUUUGCAUUGCCCUCCUAUUACAUUACAUUUUAACAGACACUUUCGUGGAAAAUGGGGAAAAAAAACUACUGAAUACACUUGAGCAGAUAAGACGAUGAACCUGCUAUCACGUGCUUCCAAUCUCCAUCUCAUGCUGCAAACUGACUGUACGGUAGGCAGCCACAUGAACUAAGGGCCUUACAUCCCGCUCCCUCCACAAGUGUGAUGAGCUUAAGUUUUGUAUUUCUAAUCAUAAAUUCUAAAAUAAUAAAAAUGAUGAGAUUAUUGUAAACAAGUAUAUUUCUUAUCCUGCCAAUUUGUGUAAUUUCAACAGCAUUAUAUGGAUCUAGGAUUUGCCUCUGGUUUUAUAAAUAUUCAGAUUUUUACUGUAGAAAAUGCUUCGAAUCGGAAACGUGAAGGGCCAGUAACACAAACUGGUUUAAAGUGUUUUCUUAGGAUGGAAUUAUCUGUCCGAAAGUGUCUUUUUCCAUACUGUAUUUUUUACAUGUAUGUAUGUAAGUAUAUGGCCAAGUGUACAAUUAAAGUUGGUACUUGAUUAAAGUUA
Molecule: messenger RNA, 1483 nt
Organism: Astyanax mexicanus (Mexican tetra)
Lineage: Eukaryota; Metazoa; Chordata; Actinopteri; Characiformes; Acestrorhamphidae
Gene: txndc12
Product: thioredoxin domain containing 12 (endoplasmic reticulum)
Exons: 7
Coding region: 43-561 (172 amino acids)
Cellular component (GO): endoplasmic reticulum
Source: RefSeq, a predicted model, not a curated record